Angiostrongylus costaricensis is the source of this 729-nucleotide messenger RNA. Lineage: Eukaryota; Metazoa; Nematoda; Chromadorea; Rhabditida; Metastrongylidae. The record is from the annotation of a GenBank genome assembly.
GAUCGCUCCGUUUUUCAAGGGAGGUAUUAUCAAGUGCUUAUCGACAGAGGUGACUGGAGUCAUAUGGGCUUCCCAGUUGAUUUAACUUCAUACUUGAUGGAUGGUACAACUCGCGGUGAAAAGCUUCUCACACUUAUUAACGAUAUCGUUCCUUUCACAGCUACCGAUAAGGAGCCCAUAGACCACGAUUUGUUCCAUAGAAUUUUCGAUGUCACUGAAGUAAACGAAGGAAAGGAAUACAAAAUUAGUAUGAAGACGAACCUCUUCGAAAACUAUAUGGCAUCACAACGAUCAUGGCUUGCUCCAAGAGAUGUCUACAGGGAAGUGACCGAAAACAUCGAAGUGACGGUAACGACGUUUUAUUUGGGAAGCAGCAUAAGCGGAGGACAACAAAGGCAUAUGUGGCGAUAUGUGAUAAGACUUGAAAAUCAUUCACCGGAAAAUGCUGUUACACUUCGAGAACGAUCUCUCAAGAUCUAUUCCCUCAACAAUAUGAAUCAAGCUCAUGGGCAUGGAGUGAUUGGAAAGCAACCGGAAUUGAAUGUUCAGAAUCCAGCAUUCCAAUUUAGUAGCACCGUUGAACUUACUCAUUCUAAAGGCGGUCAUAUGUGGGGUCGAUUUAAAAUGGAGCGUGAGAAUGGCUCGACAUUUGAUGUUGCUAUACCUACCGUUGUUCUCGAGUCGUUUGAUGAGAAAAAUCCUGCUAAUAUCGAGAAAACGGUCGACUAG